AUGGUGAUGGCUUUAAAAGAGAUUUCAAUCCGAGGUGACUUUCGUACAACAGUGGAAUACUUGGUGAAACUCUUGGAGGAAGAACAAUUUCAAACUAACAAAUUUGACACGACAUGGCUUGAUCAUCUGAUUGCUGAGAAAGUGCAGGUAGCUCGUGCAACCAUCUACACCACAGAAUAAAGACACGCAGAAGGUCGACUCAGCCAAAAAAGCGUAACCGCUGCCACGCCAUGAUUCGUCAUCAAAAUGCUGACGCCAUGGUCCUAGCCAGUGCGCUUAUGAAAGGCAUUCCCCCUGGAUGUCCGCCAUUUUGAAUAUUAUCAAGGAGUGAAUGCCUCUCAUGGCUAGGACCAUGGCGUCAGCAUUUUGAUGACGAGUUACGGUUACGCCAAAAUCAUAGGAAAAUCCUAGAAGUCGAUCUUCUGUUUGUCUCUAUUCUGUGUCUGUACUAUUUGAAAAAUUCGUUGUAAAAUCAUGUGACAUAAUCAGCAACAAAGUUCGUCUUCCACAUUCAGCAACAUCUGAAAUCAGCCCGAUCACAAUUCUAGUGUUCUGGAUGAAUAAGAGAUGAUGGAACUGGUAGAGCUAGCCAGUAUUGAUUAAUACAGUUUAGUUCAGUCAAUACUUAGGCUAUGAUACGAUCUUUCUGUCCUAUUUUUAGGCGGAGAAACCAGACACAAUUCUUGCUGUAAUCUGUGGAUCAAUUCAUGUCGCUGACUCUCAUGUUAACAAGAGAUUUUCUAGUUUUCAACACGGCUUGGAAAGGUACGUGGAAAGGGUUGGAUUAUGUGGGGUGGGGGAGGGGGGGGGUUAGGGGGUUACCUCGUCAUACAAUCGGACUUACACAAUGCGUCACUUACUUGUUGUUUAGAGGUCAAAUUCUAGGGGGGCAUUUCUGUCUUACAAUCGGAUCUCUACACAAUGCGUCGCUACUUGUUGUUUAGAGGGGGGGGGGUUAGGGGGUUACCUCGUCAUACAAUCGGACUUACACAAUGCGUCACUUACUUGUUGUUUAGAGGUCAAAUUCUACCAGCACAUAUGCUGACAAACACGGAAUGUGUGGAACUUAUUUAUGACCAUGAUAAAUAUUGUGUGAAGGCAAGUUGUUCAUUUCUUUACUGUUUUAAUACGUUUUCUUCUUCUGUGCCUAUCUUAUAAUUUAAUUUUUUUUAAAAAAAUACUUUCAGGUUUCUAGAAUGGGUCCAAGUCUUCAUUUCCUGGAAAUGAAUGAUUCGUCGGUCGAAGUGGAUGUUCACAGGUAUUGUUGUCUUCGUGAAAUUGCCUGCGAGAAAGCGUAGUUCUUUAUUUGUGGUUGAACUCGACAACUGGACUCUGUAGCUCAAUGGACCAUUCCCCAAUUAACCAAAAUUUUGAUCUCAACAAGUCUAGACAAAAUUCCAUCAUAGCAUGAAAGAGCAUCACAAAAUUAGUAAUAUUCCAAAGUUUCGUUGCAAAAUGUUGUAAAAUGCGGAUAAUAUAGCCUUGCGAAGUUUGCCGUUUUUCAGUCAUUUUGUAUUACGCACAGAAGUGGUAACCGUUUCUUCCAGUUUGUAAUCUAAAAUGACUGAAAAUUGCAAACUUCGCAAGGCUAUAUUAUCCGCAUUUUACAACAUUUUGCAACGAAACUUUGGAAUAUUACUAAUUUUGUGAUACUCUUUCAAGCUGUGAUGAAAUUUUUGUCUAGACUUGUUGAGUUCAAAAUUUUGGUUAAUUGGGGAAUGGUCCAUUGGUUAUAGCGCUGCACUGAGAUCGCAUGACUGCAUGUGCAGUAGAGGGAUUCAACGGAAACCUUGCCAUAACGAAACACAAUAGUGCAAGGGGUGCAGACACAAUGGAAUAGGCAAUUCCAGCUAUCGAUUAAUUUUUUAUCUAGACAAGAAAGACGAAAUAUAUAAUUAUAGCUCAAAAGAGCAUCCUAAAAUUAGUAAAAUUGCAAAGUUUGGUUGCGAAAUGUUGUAAAAUACGGAAAAUAUAGCCAUGUGAAAUUAGCGAAUUUUCAGUAUUUUAGUAUUACGCGCGGUAAAAAUAACCACUUUCGGCUCAGAAAUGUUAUACAAUUCCCCAUUAUAGACUAAUUUUAUAACUAGGCAAGGAGAUGCAAAUAAAUCACCACAGCUAGAAAGAGCAUACUAAAAUGAGUAAAAUUGCAAAGUUUGGUUGCGAAAUGUUGUAAAAUGCGGAAAAUAUAGCCUUGCAAAGUUCGCAAAUUUUGUAUACUUUUGUAUUGCGUGCGGAAAUUGAUACCAAAUUUGGGUCGAAAAUGGUAGCAAUUUCCGCACGCAAUACAAUAGUGUACAAAAUUUGCAAAUUUGCAAAGCUAUAUUUUUCGUAUUUUACAACAUUUCGCAACCAAACUUUGCAAUUUUACUCAAUUUACUAUGCUCUUUUUGCAUCUCCUUCCCCAAUUUUAAAAUUAGUCUUUAAUGGGGAUUGUCUAUUAUGCAUCGCCCCAGUUCAGCUAUUCUUCCACUUUGUUGUUUUUUUUCAGACUAAGUGACGGUGGAUUAUUGAUUUGUUUUGAUGGAAGUUGUUACACCACGUAUAUGAAAGAAGAGGUGGACAGGUGAGCGCUGACCACUUCAUUUUAGAGUUGUGCUGACUAGCUUGUAUUAAUCACAAAGCUUCAUAACAAUAUUUUAAAUAACAUUGAUAACAAUAUUUAUUCAGGAAACCAACAUCACAAGAAGUGUUUUUCAGAUGGUUCUUGCAAAACAUUAAAUACAAAGUAUACAAUAGUAUAUAGAGUGUUCGUGCAGUAUUUACAUAUUGGUAUAUGGAUAUAUAUGAUAUACCAGAACAAUUAUGAGACUAUAGGAUACAUGAUGCUAUACAUAUUUACAAGGAUACAAAGAGUUAGUAAGUUAUAUUCACAUAUACUGCGGACUCAUGUGAAACGUGUCAGUUGGACGCUGUACCAAAAGUUGUGCUCUGGUUUCCUCCCGCAAGGAAUGUUGACAGGGUGGGCUGGGGUUAACCAUUCAACUACCUUAUGACUCAUAUCUGAUCAAACUUCAGAGGUUUGUUGUCAAUUGGGGCUUUGCAUGCCCUGUUUCUUUCUCCUGUUGUCACUGACAGGCGCCAAAUUCAGAGGCGCCCUUAGAAAGCCUUCGACUCGACGAGGUUGAGCUGCGUCCAUCGUAAUUCAGCUUAGCUCUCAGCUGUAAGUAAGGGUGAUUAUCACACAGCCCACAUACUAUUUUAUUUGAUUGUAGAUAUCGUAUGACAAUUGCUGGCAAGACUUGCGUUUUUCAGAAACAAAAUGAUCCCUCCAAGUUGAGGUUCGUAUGUGUUAGAAAACAUCCACGGGCCUGUUGUUCAAAGCCGGGUGGAUUAAAGCUAACCCUGGGUUCAAAUUUAACCUGCUGUUUCAGUUUGUGUAUUUCUACACGUCUGUUUAUUUCAAAACUUCAGAGAAGAAAACUCCUCUUGAUCCAGACAAAAUCUUUGAAGGAAUAUUUCCAAGUUUAUAAAGAAACUAUUGGGAAAUUUGUUUGAAUUUUAAAUUAACCUAAGGUUAAAUUAACCAGCUUUUGAUGUUUGACCCAGUUAUAAACAAACACGAAAAUGAACACACAAGACACAGACAGGUAGAAACAAUUGCAAAGUAUACUGGACAAGGAGUAAUGUUGUCUCCAACAUAUUAUUUCAGGUCACCGUCUGCUGGUAAACUCAUCAGCUACACAGUUGAAGAUGGAGGUCAUGUAUUUCAGGGAGAAACCUACGCUGAAAUUGAG
Messenger RNA from Paramuricea clavata, 3734 nucleotides. Lineage: Eukaryota; Metazoa; Cnidaria; Anthozoa; Malacalcyonacea; Plexauridae. The record is from the annotation of a GenBank genome assembly.